AUGGGUGUCCCCGCGCUUUUCCGAUGGCUCUCCAACAAGUAUCCAAAGAUCAUUUCGCCGGUGAUUGAGGAGCAAGCCCAAGAAGUGGAUGGAGAAGAGAUCCCGAUCGAUAUCACCGGUCCCAACCCCAAUGGCGAGGAGCAGGAUAAUCUUUACCUGGAUAUGAACGGUAUUGUACAUCCGUGUACUCAUCCGGAGGGAAAGCCCCCACCAGCGAACGAGCAGGAGAUGAUGCUGGAGAUCUACAAGUACACCGACCGCGUGGUCAACAUGGUCCGCCCCAGGAAACUUCUGAUGAUUGCUAUUGAUGGUGUCGCACCGAGAGCCAAGAUGAACCAGCAGCGCGCACGUCGAUUCCGCUCGGCGCAAGAAGCUAAAGAGAAUGACGACAAGAAGGAGGAGCUCCAAAAGAUGCUUGCCAAGCAACAUCAGACAAAGACAGGAGAGCAAUUGAUCCAGGAGGAGGUUGUUCAGAAGACGUGGGAUAGCAAUGUCAUCACACCGGGAACACCCUUCAUGGACAUCCUCGCUGCUUCGCUGCGAUAUUGGAUUGCCUACAAACUCAACACCGACCCGGGCUGGGAAAAUUUGAAAAUCAUCAUUUCGGACGCCACAGUUCCUGGAGAAGGAGAGCACAAGAUCAUGGAAUUCGUGCGAUCACAGCGCGCCUCGCCUGGUCACGACCCCAAUACUCGCCAUGUUAUCUAUGGUCUGGACGCCGAUCUGAUCAUGCUGGGACUUGCUACCCAUGAACCCUACUUCCGUGUAUUGCGUGAGGAUGUGUUCGCCCAGGACUCAAGACCUCGGGGCUGUAGACUAUGCGGACAGACAGGACACAAGGCUGAGGAAUGUCUAGGCAAGUCAAAGGAGAAGAGUGGAGAAUUCGACGAGAAGCAACAUGCUGCUCCUCUUAAGCCAUUCAUUUGGCUCCAUGUUGCUGUCCUCAGAGAAUAUCUUGCUGUUGAGCUUCAUGUUCCUCAGCAGUCAUUCCCAUUCGACCUCGAGCGUGCCCUGGAUGACUGGGUAUUCAUGUGUUUCUUCGUUGGUAACGAUUUCCUUCCUCACUUGCCCAGUCUAGACAUUCGUGAGAACGGUAUCGAUACUCUUAUCGCGAUCUGGCGUGACAAUGUCGCCGGCCCUAUGUCUGGAUAUCUUACAAAGGAUGGAAGUGUUGACAUGAAAAAUGCUCAACUCAUCUUGCAAGGACUGGCCAAGCAAGAGGAUGCUAUCUUCCAGCGCCGCAGACAAGCCGAUGAAAGAAAGCAGGCAAACGAGAAGCGACGCAAGGAACAAGAUGCAGCUCGGAAUGCAGAGCGUGCUCAAAAACGGAGACGCAGCUCUCCCCAGUACGAUUCACCGCAAAACCGCUCGCGUGGCGGUGGUGCUGAGCCUGCUCCUCCCAUGGAAUUGAUCACUCCCGGUCGUGGUCACUUGGCCAAGGAGACCCGCGAAUUGACACACAGCAUGGUAGUCAACCGUGGUGCUGUAUACCGUGCCAACAUGGAGAACAAGAGUGCUGCUGCUAUUUUGAAGAGCAAGCUCAUGAAGGGUCCGCAGGACGAACCUGCAGGCGAGACUCCAGCCACUGAGAGCAAAGAAACAUCAAACGCCGCGGAGCCAACUUCUCCUUCAGUCCUCGGAAAGCGUAAGGCCGAUGAAGCCGAACAGCAGGAUACCGAGGCAGGAACACCGGGCAGAGACUCUCCUCCACCUGUUGCCCCUGUUCCCGAGAACAAGCCUAAUGGUGACGAAAUGCCUGAAGACACAGUCAAACUCUGGGAACCGGGUUACGCUGAUCGAUACUAUGAGCAAAAAUUCGGCGUCGAUCCCAAAGACAUCGAGUUCCGUCACAAGGUUGCGCGUGCCUACGCCGAAGGUUUGGCCUGGGUUCUCCGCUACUAUUUCCAGGGCUGUCCAAGCCAAGGGUGGUAUUAUCCUUAUCACUACGCACCGUUCGCCGCGGACUUUGUUGAUAUCGCCGACAUGGAGAUCAACUUCGAGAAGGGCAAGCCAUUCAGGCCAUUUGAACAGCUGAUGGGAGUCUUGCCUGCCUCGUCUAACCACGCAUUGCCAAAGGUCUUCCAUCCUCUCAUGUCCGAUCCAAACAGUGAGAUCAUCGACUUCUACCCGGAGGAUUUCCCUCUGGACUUGAACGGCAAGAAAUUUGCCUGGCAAGGUGUUAUUCUCCUUCCUUUCAUUGACGAAAAGCGUCUUCUGGGAGCCAUGGAGAAGGUUUAUCCUCUUCUUACUGAAGAUGAGAGAAGCCGCAAUACUCACGGUUCGGAUGUACUUUUGCUAUCUGACCGAAAUCCAUUGUACCAAGACCUCGUUGCGAACUUCUAUUCCAAGAAGCCCGGUCCUGCAAAAUACACAAUCAAGCAAGAGUUGAGUGGUGGUCUGGCUGGUAUCGUUGAGCGUAGCGACACCUACAUUCCUCACAGCUCGCUAGACUCUCCCCUGGAGGCAUAUGGCAUGCCGGGAGUUGAUGAUGAUCGCUCUCUUACUGUCCAAUACACUAUCCCGAAGUCUUCUCACGUUCACAAAUCCAUGCUUCUCCGCGGCGUGAAGCCCCCAACACCGAUGCUGGAUUCAAACGAUAUCAGAGCGACCAAGGGCCGAGCCCAGAAUUCAGGCCGCUCAUUCGGUGGCGCACCGUUCCAGGGCAGAGGACGAGGUGGCCGCAUGAACUACCAAAGUGACCGCCCAAACCCCUUUGCUGCCCAUCUCGACCCGAACUUCAGCUCUGGUCCACCCGGUGGUCCUGGUGGGCCACCCGGAUGGGUCCCCCCUGGCCAAAACUACGGAGGCUACUCACGAGGUCCCCCUCCUCCACCCCGUGGUGGAAUGUCGUAUCAGUACCCGCCCCAGCAGGGUUAUCAACAGCCUGGUGACUACUACGGCCGCCAGAACCAGUACAACCAAGGUGGUCAGUAUAACGGACACCAACAAGGCUAUGGCUCGCAGGAUUAUCGCGGAGGCCGUGGAGGUGGUGGUCGUGGUGGCGGAUAUCGUGGUCAGCGCGGUGGUGGUGGAUACGGUCGGUAUUAG
This is a messenger RNA of Penicillium canescens, 3048 nucleotides long. It is a transcript of the gene rat1, whose product is annotated as 5'-3' exoribonculease Dhp1. The transcript has 6 exons. The record is from RefSeq and is a predicted model, not a curated record. Gene Ontology annotation, biological process: nuclear-transcribed mRNA catabolic process. The coding region runs from base 1 to 3048 and encodes 1015 amino acids. Lineage: Eukaryota; Fungi; Ascomycota; Eurotiomycetes; Eurotiales; Aspergillaceae. Gene Ontology annotation, molecular function: 5'-3' RNA exonuclease activity; zinc ion binding; RNA binding. Gene Ontology annotation, cellular component: nucleus.